Messenger RNA from Colletotrichum costaricense, 2001 nucleotides. RefSeq lists its product as uncharacterized. The transcript has a single exon. NCBI's taxonomy places the organism in Eukaryota, Fungi, Ascomycota, Sordariomycetes, Glomerellales, Glomerellaceae. Bases 1 to 2001 code for a protein of 666 amino acids. The record is from RefSeq and is a predicted model, not a curated record.
AUGAACUUGUGCGGCCUCUGCGGCGUGUACAAAACUGUGGUUGAGGCGGUUAUUGAUGGGCGUCUUCCGGCAUUAUUCCAGGGAGCACGGAACGAGGGUGAACGAGAUCAGAUUCUUGACGAACUUGUCGUAGGAAGCAUUGGCCUUACAACAGCCAAUACGGAGGAGAGCAUGGAUUUGCUCAUCAAAGGAGUCUAUGUCCGAGUCUCUCUCUUUAUAGACCCCGAAGAACAAUCCGUUUUCAGAGUCUCAAGUAAUGGGGAUGAGGAGGUUGGCUUUCCCAGAGGGACGCAGUUUGGACCGUCAACAGACUCUGAUAGGAGCUUUGCGAGGGCGCAACAAUGGCUUCGGCAAUGUGUGGACCACCAUGAUUGCGGGAAGGCUCGUGGCUCAUUCUAUCCACGCAGGCUUCUUGAUCUUCGGAGUGACCAAGUUCGACUCGUUGAGACUGUCAAGGCCAGUGAUUUUCAGGGGCCAUACGUCUGCCUAAGCCACCGUUGGGGCGACGCAAAGUUCUCACGGUUGACAAGCACGACUGAAAACCUACAUAUGCACAUGGAAGGAAUCGAAUGGGGCGAUAUUCCAAAGACAUUCCGAGAUGCCAUUGUCAUCUGUCGACGUUUAAGUGUGGAGUACCUGUGGAUCGAUACGUUGUGUAUCUUGCAAGACUUCCCCGAAAUGUCGGACGAGCAAAAGCGAAUAACGGGUGCGGAUUUCGCAGCUGAGAACUCGGCCAUGGCCCGCAUCUAUCGGAACUCCUACUUCACCAUCUAUGCAAGCGUCUCAACAAGUAUGGCCAGUGGCAUUUUCUCAUCCAGGCGUUACGGGAGUCAUCAAAUCAAGAUCGGUGACGCUAAUGGCAAGGAGUCGAUCCUGCGCAUCAGAGAAAGAACGUCACACUUCACACCACCCACAGAUCUGGAGACUAGAGGCUGGACAUUCCAGGAGUAUCUGCUACCUUGCCGAGUUCUAGAAUUCGGGCCUUUUGAUAUCUCUUGGAAGUGCAACCAAAUCUAUAUCUGCGAAUGUCUGCACAAUACGGGGGCGGCUCACUGGCGCGAGGAGCUAGCUCGACGUACAUUGCCGCCUCAGAAUGCUGCAGAGGCUGAGGAGUGGUGGGCAGGCAUACUUCGGCAGUACACGAUGAGGCACCUGGCAAAGGAUGAGGAUAAAUUACCUGCUCUCUCCGGGCUUGCACAACUCUAUCACCAACUGACGCACGAUACUUACCUGGCGGGCUUAUGGCAAGCGUCUCUUCCUCAAUGCCUGUUGUGGUUCAACACUGCAAAAGCUGGCACGUAUCCGAUGAAUCUUGGUAUAGGUCAAAGAGCUCCAAUAGCCCGUGCUCCCUCCUGGUCCUGGGCUUCGCUUGAUAUCGUUAACGACGCCCAGUGCCGCUUCUGGUGGCCACGAGUAUCGCUUUCUACAAAUCCUAUCAUGUACGGAGACGGCGCUUCACCGCGGCCGGUAUGCACCGUAUACGAAGCUCAUUGUCAGCCGAUAACGGAUGAUCCGUUUGGUGAGGUGAUGGGGGGCUUCGUUGACCUCGGUGUAAUGCUCAUUUCGGCGAGGGUCGGCACCAAGCCUCAAGGGAAUGACUGCUUUAGCACGGAUGGCGAUGUGGCUUGGACACUGGAUUAUGUCGAAGACGGCACAGAUGUUCACGUAUGUCUAGCUGACUGCAGCUUGGAUGAUGACAGUCUGCAAAUUGGAGACGAUGUAUUUUGCGCGCCAAUCGUGGAAACACUUUCGGAAUCAGAAUCAGACAGAGGCUGUUUGGUGCUGAAGCGCAUGCUAGAAGGAUCGGAAUUCAGACGCAUAGGCUUUGCCGUCUUGCGCAAGCCGAACCCAAGCUGGGAUCGGGUGAAUGGCCCACUUAGAAUGCACAGGGGAUGGGGAUACAAAGAGCCUGAUCUAACGACUCCAGAAUAUGCCGAGAAGGUUAAGAGUUAUGCCCUGCCGUACAACUCAAAUGUACUGUGCCGUAUUAGAAUUAUUUGA